Messenger RNA from Amphimedon queenslandica, 1731 nucleotides. RefSeq lists its product as uncharacterized. NCBI's taxonomy places the organism in Eukaryota, Metazoa, Porifera, Demospongiae, Haplosclerida, Niphatidae. Bases 1 to 1305 code for a protein of 434 amino acids. Gene Ontology annotation, molecular function: protein binding. Gene Ontology annotation, biological process: signal transduction. The record is from RefSeq and is a predicted model, not a curated record. The transcript is spliced from 7 exons.
AUGGCUCUACCGCAAGAAGAUAAACAGUUAAAUCGAUGUUGUACAUUUUGGAAGAACGGACUUUAUUGGUCUAAUGGUCAUGGUGUAGGAUCACUGGUAGAGAUUGUGGACGAGAGCCAGUGUGUACUAGUAAUGAUGUCCUUUAAACAACGCAUUAUGAUGUCAGUAGGAAGAGAAGUGAUAGAAGAGGUAAUGAGUGUUUAUAAAGAAUCCUGUCCCAGUCUAGAGGUAAAAAAGUUAGUUAUUGAUCCUAAAGAACUAGCCUAUCCUGUGAAUACACCAAGAGAAAGGACAGUGUAUAGUGUAAAAGAUAUACUGUCUGCUGUUGAGAAGGGAGGCGAUUGCUUAGUUCAUGAUAAUGGAACAAGUACAGAUUUAAAGGAGAUCCUACCUGAUGAAUCAUUAUCAGAUAUUAGUAACCUGUCACUAUUAAGAGGACGUGAUAUUAAGAAAGUGAUUGGAAUAACUGAAGAAUUCAAGACACCAUUGACUGCAGUAAAGCUAGAGACAACAAUUCAAAAUGACAAACCAGCUACUAAUUACUCACCCACACAGAUCAGUGAGUACAAUGAUGAUCAGCAAAAAGUUAUAUUGACUAUCAGGGAUCUGGUAGAUAUUGUACGAGUGUUAAAAGAUGGUUCCUUUCAAACUAUCAAAUGGUUUGAUCUUGGUCUCUACUUGGGUCUGAUUCAUAAUGAUCUCAAGGUUAUUGAGACUAACUAUCCACGAGAUGCUGAGCGAUGUCUUAGAGAAUGUUUAGCAAAAUGGCUUACAGAUGAUAUUGAAGCAACAUGGAACAAAUUAGCUAUUGCUGUAGGUAAAGUAGGAGGAAAGGGAGAUGGAGGAGUAAAGUGUAAUAAUAAUAAAGAUAAAGGAACAACAACCAACACUUUGAAUGAAUCUCAGGAACAUGGAAGUACUUCAAUAGAGAAAGGACAGUCUGAUAUUGAUGGACUUACUAUUAAUGAUGAAGUACAAGAAACACAGACUAAUAAACUGCUUGAUAUUAAAGAUCUUGAUAUUGUCAUUAAAGAAUUAAAAUCAGAUCAACACUUGCCUUGUUCUAUAUGGCAUGAACUAGGUCUACAGUUAGGAUUAUAUGAUCCUAGACUAGUGGAUAUAGACAAGAAGAAUAGAGGAGAUCCAGUGGAGUGUUUCCGUGAGUGUAUGUCUGCCUGGUUAAGAGGAGAAGAUAAAGUGAGAGAGAAAGGAGGUCCCAGUUGGUCAUCAUUAGCUACAGCACUGGAUGCAAUAGAAGAGAAAUCUAUUGCUAGUUACAUUAGAAAUUGUACUCAUUCCUCAUAGCUAGUUUAAUGUGUUCAUUCAUUGUCAGUGUACUAAUUAGCUGAGCUGUCAUCAUGUACUGAUUUCCCUAUCUCUAUAACUAGAACUAUUACUGAUAGCAUCAAACUAUGUUUAUUAUUAUAACUAAUGUUUAUCACCUAAUGAAUAUUACAUGUACUGCUGUAAAAGGAAACCUAAUUAUAUUUAUAUACUUGUUGUUGCAUUCGAGCAUGAUCUGGGCACAUGCACAGAAUGUGCAUUAAAAGUUUGUAGAUUACCAUCUUACAAAUUUUAACAGAUUAAAAGAAAAGUACAGAAACAGGAAGAAAUUAUGAAAAUAAGAAAUUACGAAGAAAGAAAAGGAGAGAGAGUUUAUUUAAGUUGUUUUAGUGACGUGUGUUGUUGCCUUCCCCAGUGCUACUUGUCUUGCAUUCAUUCCAAACUCCA